Messenger RNA from Cinara cedri, 8732 nucleotides. Lineage: Eukaryota; Metazoa; Arthropoda; Insecta; Hemiptera; Aphididae. The record is from the annotation of a GenBank genome assembly.
CCUGAAACUAAAAAAAUAAAAAUUUAAUAAAUAUAAAAACAAUUUUUUAUUUAUUACUAAUUUAUAUUUAAUUAUUUUUCAUUUAAUUUUCUUAUAUUCUUAUUUAGUUGUUGAACUAUUUCUACUAACUUAUAUUCAAUACUCAUGAUUUUUUUCCUACAGAUUACCUAUUACUCAAAUAUUUUAAAUUGCACUUUUUCAUUAUACUACAUGUAGUGUAAUGAAAUAUGGCUUCAUAUUGUAAGUAUUAAAUUUGUAUUCUUCAUUGCAAUUUGUUUAUGAAUGUUUUAUAUUUGUUUUUAUUUUUAGAUGAUGCAGUUUUUCGUAGAAAAAUUGCUGAAUCUGCAAAUAUAGAUGAACGAAACAGAAUUAGUGAAAAUAAGAGAGGGCGGUGGGAUCAACCAGACGUCCAGAUAAAUAGUCCUGAAGAUCAUUGGGAACGAAUAGUUGAACGAACUAGAAAUCAAAGAGGGUUAGUUUUUUUCUUGAUCUAACUCAAAUUUUAAUAUUUUACGUUAUACAUAUUUUUAUUGAUUAAUUUUUUUAAAAUAUAUAGAAUAAAUAUAGUUUAGCUCACAAACAAUUUUUUGGAAUUUUUUUCCCCCAAAAUGUGUGUUUUUACAUGCUUAAUUUGAUGGUUCUUUCAAAAAAGUUGCUCAAACCUCAUUUGGAAGUUAUAGUUAAAAAACUAAGAAAUGCUCGAUUUUUCUAAAAUUCAUGUUUUUCAGUUGAAAUUUUUUUUUUUAUAGAAAUGGCAGCAAAUAUAUGCUUAACAUUUUGGUUAAAUGAGAAUUCACCUAUCGUACUUAUUUUUGAUGGUAUUGUUAAUAAAUCACGUAGAACUCAAUUAUACUGUUAUUUCAAUCAUAUGUAUAUUAAAGUAAAUCAAAAUUCAUUUUUUGGAAAUCAGAACUAACUAAUAUUUUUACGAUAUUUAUGAGCUAUUUAAAUGAAAACGCCUAGGGGCUAUUUCUUUGGUAGUAAUUUAAAAAUUGUAGUCUUAGACACUAAUUGCCAAAUGUAACACAUCAAAAAGACGUUCAUGGACAUCCUCUCAAGUUAUGUUAAAUUACCAGGAAAAAGGUCUAUGAACUAUAAGUUUAUAAAAAUAAUUAGAACACUACUAAAAGGUUGUAUAUUCUAUGUUACAUUAUAAGGAAAAGAAAUCAAGUGGAAAAAACAAAACAACGACCUACCCCAUGGAAGAUUUUUGGCACCACUACUUUUUAAUAUUUACACAAAUGAUCAGCCAAAGAAUCCCACAAAGAGACAUUUUCUGUACCCUGACAACCUUGCAAUAGCCAUAUAAGGAGGUAAUUUCGAAGAAAUAGAAGAAACAAUCAAAGAAUCAUUAGUGACAUUAGCUGAAUAUUAUGAACAAACUUAUUUAAGAUUAAAUCCCCACAAGACACAAGUGUAUGCUUAUCAUCUUAGAAAUUGUGAGGCAAAGAGGAAACUGAACAUUGAAUGGCAAGGAGUUAAAAUAGACCAUGAGAACAACCCUAAAUACUUAAGAAUGAAACUGGACUGUGCUCUAAUAUAUAAAGUACAUUGCGAAAAUACUGGGAAAAAAAGUUACAACAAGAAAUAAUUUACUCCAAAAAUUAGCAGAGACAAAAUGGGGUGCUUGUCCAAAGGUACUUAGAAUGUCUGGUCUAGCCCUUUGUUAUUCAAUCAGAGAAUAUGCUAGUUCAGUAUGACGUCUUUCAGCAACGCCAAAAAAGUAGAUGUAGCCUUGAAUAACACUAAUAGAAUAAUUACUGGAUGUCUGAAAUACCUGUAGGGAAUUGAAACUCUACCAUUGACCGACACGAGAAGAAGAUCGUAUUAAUUUCACCGAUAGGUAAAUUCUGAUUUCACUAAAAUGUUAAGCACAUAAUUACUACCAUGUCUAAAAAAAAAUUACAAAAAUAUAAAGUUUUAGUAUUUUAAACUCAUAUCUCCCAAAUGAAGUUUUCCAAAUGAAGCUUUUUUUGAAAGUACUAUCAAAUUAAGAAUGCAAAAACACAUAUUUUGGACAAAAAUAAGUCAAAAAAAUUGCUUGGGAGCUAAAUUGCAUUCAUUCCAAAUAUAUGUCCUAUAUCUUACUAUUUUUAGCGAGGUGCAGUUUACUGACAUACAUGGCGAUAAACCAUCAUCUUUAAUAGAUUUAACAAUCGAUACAAAUAUUUCUACCAAUAAACCGCCUGUACCUGUAAGAACGUCUCCUUUGUGGAAUGACAUAAUGCCUCAAUUCAACCCUUUUAACUUAAUGAAUCCAGUGAAUGUAAUGGACUCCGCUAUGUUUAUAGGACAAGUUAGUUGUAUUUUAUUUAGAUAGUUGUUGAUGGCUUAUGUACUUAUACGUUUUUCAGUAUGGUGUCAUGGGUGGCAUGUUAACUACACCUCCUUCUAUGAUUGUAAAUCAUACUACUCCUACAAGAGGACCAGAAUCUAAUGCCAUUCAGACAGAUAAACGUACUAUACAACUUGAACUAUGUACAUUAUACCCACCUCCUGCAAAUGCACCAGCACCAACUUCUAGAGAAAGACCUCCAGGUUGUCGAACAGUUUUUGUUGGAGGUUUACCAGACAACAUUACUGAAGAUAUCAUGAAGUCAAUUUUUGCAAACUAUGGGGAAAUAUUAACAAUCCGAUUGAGUAAUAGAAAGUUCUGUCACAUACGGUUUGAAAACGAAUGUUCAGUUGAUCUUGCAUUAGAACUUUCAGGUAUUCUAAUUAAUUACUUUAUAGUUUUUCAAUAAAAUUAAUUUGUUUGUUUAUUGUUUAUGCUUGGUUUUUAUUAUCUUGUUAGUUUGAGGUAAAACAUAGAUUUUUUUUAAAAAUAUUUUAUACUUUGUUUUUCUUAUAUUUAAAUCUUAUUCAUAAAUUAUUUAACAAUAUUUUUAUGUAACCUGAGAAUGGUUUUUACCCAAAAUUAGUAGUUAUAAAUAAAUGUGUACACUUCCAAGUCUGUUUUACAGAAUUUAAUUAUCUUUUAAAACUUGUAGGUUAUAAUGUUUUAAAAUUAUUUAUAACUAUCAAUAUAUAGUUUAAAAUAAUAAUGUUAUCAUUCUGUUUUAACAUUUCCAAAACUGGUCUUAGCAAAUGUAUAUCUAAUAAUAAUGGCUUUUUUUGCAUUAUUAUUUAAAAUUAUAAAUUUUUGUUUUCUUAUAACAGGUUUUAAAUAUUACAUUUGUAAUUUUAUUUAAUUUAUUGUAUCAAUACAACUAAGUAUUUUAAAUUGGUUUCCAUUCUUAUGAUAAAAAAAAAAAAAAUUAAAUAAUUCAAUUUUGAUUUUAUUUUGAAAUAUAUACUUGUUUUUAAAAACUAAUGCCAGUAUAAAUUAUAUUUAGGAUAUCGAUUGGUCAUGAAAGGACAAGAAUUAAUAUCUGCAUCACGUUUACACGUUGAUUAUGCGCAGGCUCGUGAUGACCAGUAUGAAUGGCAAAUGAAAAAAAGACAUUUGAUGCGUGAAGAAAGACGUCAACAACAAACUCGGUCUAAUCCACCUCCAUCCCCUCCUUUAAUACCACAUUUCACUGAAGCUAAAGCUUUAUCUGUUAGUGAAGAAAUUAAAGGUAGUCAUACUAUUUAUGAUCUUAGUUUAUUUUUAUUAUUAAAAAUUUAUUCUUAAAAAUGUAUUUCAACUCUAAUAUUUUAUAGCUGAUACGUCAUUUUUAAAUGCUGUACAAGUAGUUAUUACAUGGUUAGAACGAGGAGACUGUAAUAAACGCAAUGUUAAUAUAUUUUAUUCAAUAAUUCAAUCAACCAACUCCCAUGUACGUCGUCUAUUAUUAGAAAAAAAUCAAUUUGAAGAAGAACUUCAGAAUCUCAAAGACCUUACUAAACGCCGUAUGCAGGCAAUUUUAUUACAAUGUAAGUAUAUCAUAAUUAUCACUAUUUAUUUAUACAAAUAAGUAUAUUCUGGUUAAAAGAGAACUUAUAAUAACCAUCAAUCUUGUUAGAAUGAUGACUGAUGACAAGUAAAAAUAAAGAAGAAAAAGUAAAUAACAGCCUGUAACAUGCUAAAAAACAAAAUAUAAUAUAAUAUUACAUUAAAGCUAUUUUAGUUGCAUGACAGGUUUCAUAAUUUUCUUUUUUUUUUAUAAUAUUUAGAUUCAGGUAUUUGGUUUUAUUUUUUAUUUGGUUCAGCUUAAAAUAUUCGAGGUUCACAUUUGAAAUAUGAUUUUGUAUUGUGCAUUUGUCAAGGUUAGUAUUGCUUUUGACUGAAGAAGAAAAUUUAGUAUGAUGUUACUUUAAAAUAAUGGUGAAUUUAAUUACACUCAUUUUAUUUGUAUACAAAAUAAAAUAACAUAUACCAAUAAUUAUUGGGCUGAGGUUUGUGAACAUUGGUACUAUAUUAUUAUAGUCUAUUACAUGGUCUGUAAAUGUUAUUCAUAUUUCAGAAGCAAUUAUUUUACAUUAUUUGAUACAGGUAAGUUUAAAAUGGGCUGAAAGUUUUAAUUAUAUUUUAAGGCGUUUUGAUGGUGUUUAGAAGAAAAAUAAUUUAUCGAAUAAUCUAAUUUGAUUCCUAAACAACUUAACUUGUAUUUUUCCAUACAAAAUUCUUUUUGUAAAAGAAAGUUAAGUGUAUUGCAAUUUAUUUAUCAUUAUUUUAUUUGUUUAUUGCAUACAAUAAAUGUGUUUAUAAUAUAAAUUUAAAAAUAAAAAAAAUAAAAGGUAAUAAUAAAUACAUACAUAUUAGUUUAAAGGCCAAAUCAUUAUUACUGUAUUUUAUGAUUGAGUUUUCAUUAAACUUAAAGUAAAAUGUUAACUUUAAAAUACAACAUUAGAAUUCAGUAGUCACAUAAUUUGUUCUUUGAAUUAUAUCAUCUUGUAUAUUCUUCAUUCCUUUUUUGUAACACGGUUAACUUUUAAAUAUAAAGUCUAAUUACUUAACUUAUUAUCAUUUUUCGAGCAUAAUUAAUUUUUAUAAUAGGCACAAUGCAGCCUACACUAAAAUAUCUGAUUUAUAAGGACUUCUCUUCUUUUUUUUUUUUUAAUUUGUUAACCGCCUGUGUUAUUGUCCUUGUAUAAAGUCACCCAGAUCGAGAAAGUGUUUACUUCUGCAUCACACAAGAAGGUUUGGGAUCAUUUCACUAAGGCGCAGCGAAAGAACAUUGAGACAUGGAAGAAGCAGGCAAUGGUAGGUUUUAUGCUAACUAAAACAAACAAACAAUUAUAGAUUUUGCUUAAUUUAGUUUAUGAAAUUAUAGAUUGCUUAUCUAUAGACAUUUGAAGAAUAAUAAUGUGUUUCUUACAAAACAAACCAAACUUCUAAUUGCUAUAUUAUUUUGCUGAAAUAAUAACUAUUGCUUAAUAUGUUAGUAUAAAAUGUAUACUUAAAAUUAUAAUUGUUUUGUUUUAUUUGUUCACAAUGUUGUAUGUAUGUUGUUUAUUUAUAAAACCAAUUACUUGACAAUCAUUAUUAAUAUUAAUGCAUGAUAUUAUUGUUCACUUGCAUGGCAGUGUCAACUAUGCUAUAAUAUUUUACGACUAAUUAACAGGAAUUUGUAUUAUACCAAAUAAUUUAGGUAGGUGUUAUAUUUAAUUUGUUUACCUUGAGUUUUAUUUUUAAUUUUGAUGUGAAAAUUAGGGAUCGCGCGUAAUAUAUAAUAUGUUGACCUACAUAUUUGUAAUGUACUUGCUACAAAUAAAGUAUAUAAAUAUAUACCUUUACUUAAUUUUAUUGAGUUAUGUAUUUGCAUAAUUUAGUUAAUUGUUUAAAAAUUUUAGUCUCUAUCUAAGCUGGGUAUAGAUGACGAAGAUGAAAUGAUUGGUGGAGAUGAAAUGGAUCUUUCUGAUGAUGAGAGCAAUUUAAAAAAGACAAAAACUAAAACUGAUCCUAUACAGUUACAGGUUUUUAUAUAAACUAUUACAUACUAUUAUUGAUUUUAUAAUAAAUUAAAUUUGUCACUGAAGUUACACACUAAAGUGUAACUGAUUAAUUUAUUAUUGAGUAAUUCAGCAAUUUAGGUAUUUUAAAUUUUAAUUGUAACAUGUACUUGUAUUAAUUUAGGAUGAAAAUGAUCACCUUAAAUGUGAAUUAGAAGCUUACAAAAAUGAAAUAGGAAUGAUGAAAGCUAGUUUACAAACUUCAGACCAAAAGGAUAUUCAAAUAAAUUAUUUGCAACAACAAUUACUAUCUACUAGACAAGUAUUAUUAAUAUUUUUCUUUAAUUAAUUUAAAAAAUAUAAAUAUUUAUUUCAUAUUUUAUGGGGACAAACAAUUUUUUUUUUUUUUUUUUUACUUUGAUAAAUAUUUUAUAAUUGUUUAUUUUAUAGGAGUUAAAUGUUCUUACUGAAAAGUAUUCAGACAAUCAAAAAUCAAAUAAUCAAUUGAUUCAGAGUAAUGAAAUACGAGAAACAAACAAAGGAUCAAAUGGUUUUUCUGAACAUCAAAUAAAACUACUAGGUACUUACUUUUCCACAUUACCGAACACCCUUUUUUUUUUUUUUUUUUUUUCAAAAUAUUUGUCUUAAAACACCGAGUUGAAAAAUGUCUGAUUAUAGUUUUUAGAUUCUGAGCGAAACGAUACAUGUAUUUGUUUUACAAUGAUGUUUAUUUAUUUAUUUAUUUUUUUUUUAUAUAUAUAUAUGGUGAACUAUAUUUCCUAGGAUAGUACUUCAAGAAGGUCAUUUUUUGAUUUUUCAAGCAGUUUUAAAAUAAUUCGGAAAAACCGCAAAAAAAUGUAGGAAAUAUGGAAAAAUUUGCUUAAAUUUGAGUCAUUUUAACUAUUUAUAGACACUUUAAUUUUAAAUUAAUGUAAUUUUUAUUCUGUAAGUACUUUUUGGAUAAAAUUGUAUGACCAAACAGAAAUGUUUGAAAAUUUACUAGGAAGAUCAUUAUACGUCAUACCAUGUGGUCACAUUAUAAUGAAAAUCAAAAUAUUACAGCCUUUUAAGACAUGUUUAACUAAAAAUCGCUCCAAAUUUUUUGUUUUUUCAUUAGCAAUAUUACAUUUUGCGUACGGUAUAUAUUAAAUUCCUCUAUAUAUCCUACCUUCCCAACUUCUCACUUACAACAGUAGCCCACUCAUCGUGCAAAAUAUAUCUGAUUUUUUAUUUUGGAAGUUUAUAAAAAAACUUCAAAAACAAAUUUUUGAAUUGUUCUUAACUUCAAAACUAAUUUUGACUUUACUGUUGUUUUCAUUAUACUUUAUUACUUAUGGUUUUUAUAAAAAAUUGUUUCCAGUAAAGUAGAAAUAUAUCCUUAAUUUAUUUUAUUAAUAUUUCAAUUUUUUUUUUUGUUAAAAAUUAAUUAUGCUUACAGGUUUUAUGGCAGUUUUUUUAAGCAUUCAUCCUUUUGGAACUAGUGUUGAAAAUGUUGUAAACUAUGUCAAAAACGUUGAUAAAAAUAUAACUACUCAACAAAUAGAAAAACUUCUAGUCACAAAUAAAAUAUUAUUUGAACAUUGCCAUUGUAGUAAUGAUAAAUCUCUUUGGAAAUUAGUCAAUUUUAGUUAACUAUAUUAUUUGCAAAUGACACUUUUUAUUUGUAAUGUUUUUGUUAUUAUAUUUUUCAUUUUAUUAUAAUAUUAUCGUAUUUGAAAUAAUAUAAUAUUGCCAGUGAUGGGAAAGAAUGGAUUCAUUUGAACACGUUCAUUUUGUAUGAACUGAACAUGAGCACGAUCAAUUUUCAAAAAGUGAACUUGAACGUGAACUAAAUUUUUAUUUUAUAUAAACGUGGAAGUUUUGUUGAUAAAGUAAUUUUCUUAGACCUUAGUUAUAUUUAUUAUUAGGGAAUGGAUUUGUAUGUACUUAAAAUUCACAAACAAGCGCUUAAAAAUGUCAUAAAAGCAUUAAAAAAUAUUUUAAAGAACAAUAAAAGUAGGAAGGUUUUAAAGGUUCUCCAUUUAGUGUUUUUGACCUAUUAAAAAUUAUUUUUCAAAACUAAAACAAUUAUUACAAUGUAAUUUUCUUCAAAUAUAUUUGUACGUGUUAUAAAAAGACAGAAAUGCUUAGUGUUAAUCAUUUGUCAGUGUUAUACAAUUUUAUUUAAAUAGUGUUAGAACCGUUAGAGUGGGGACUUUAAAACCCUUUUACCACUUUUAAUUUUUUAAAUAUUUUAAGUGCUUUUUGGGGCUUUUAGUACAUAUAAAUCCGUUUCCUAUUUAUUAUUAAUAUUUCAUUGACACAUUGAAAAAGAAAAUUUGAAUUUUUAUUUGCUAGGUUAUUUUUACAAUAAUUAUUAAUCGUUCAGUAUUUAGUGUAAGUACCUAUUUUCAAUUGUAAUAGAUAAUACGUACCAUAUUAAAUACUGAAUACUAUAUUUUUAAAACUGUUCUGUUACAACAAACAUUUCUGUGUAAUAAUAUAACAAUAUUAUAUAUAAAUAAUUUACUCAUGUUUCAAUUUUAUGAACUUUAACUAGUUCAUUUUUAAAAAGAAAUUUCAAAUUGUUGUAUUUCGCCUUUUAAUUUAUAAUUAAUUUGUAUUUAUUUAUCAUUAUUAUUAACUUAUCUCCAUUUUCAAUUUAUGAUAUAAAACAAAUACAAAUACAAAAAAUAGUAUGUCUAAUACUGUUAUUUAACAUAUUAUUCUAAUUGUUAUUAGGUAGGUAUUAUUAUUUUUUUAUUAAUAUUUUAACUUUGAAUUUGUACUCACUUUUUAAACUGAAAUAACAAUUUCUACUGCAUAUUAAAAUCUUUUAUGUAAAACUAAUUACCUAUUUCCCUUUUAGUAAAUUAUUAAAUUAAAUUUUAAAAAUAUUUUAAAUGCCUACCUAAUGUUUUCAUUAAAAUAAUCAC